Molecule: messenger RNA, 2296 nt
Organism: Rhopilema esculentum
Lineage: Eukaryota; Metazoa; Cnidaria; Scyphozoa; Rhizostomeae; Rhizostomatidae
Product: G protein-coupled receptor 161B
Biological process (GO): G protein-coupled receptor signaling pathway
Cellular component (GO): membrane
Molecular function (GO): G protein-coupled receptor activity
Source: RefSeq, a predicted model, not a curated record
AGCUGCUAGUCCCAUCGUCUGAUUUUCGGCUUCCACCUUUGUGACCUCUCUAUUUGUGUCUCAUGAAGAAAGUGAAAAGUGGAACAAGAAAGCGGACAGGAGGAAUAGGCUUGGAGCAAGUCUGUCUCCAACAGUGCUCGACCUCGAGAAAAAUAUCCAGCUGUUUCCAGUCCACAAUCGGAAAUGUGCUAUCAUAUUUCUGACAAACUUCCGUUUUAUCAACCAAAUUCUGAUGUGCAAACACGAGGAGCUCAACCUUGUGUCAAAGACAACAGGCCGUAUCCCAGGCCUUGAAUUUUUCUAUUCGGCGGCUUUUGUUUUGGAGGCAAAAUAGAGCAAACAUUGAUGAACAUCAAUGGGUUGUACAAUUAAUGAAAUAUUUUGACUGUGAGAAGACCAAAUAGCGAUUGGCAUAUCAAAUACAGUGUUAUUGAGCAUUAUCAACUACCAAGGUGUCUAAUGGUUUUCACUGGUUUUACGAUGGAACAAUCUGUUAUGGACAACAAAUUGAGUAGCUGCCUGUUCUAAACGUAUAGCAACAUAUCGGUAGAAAAAGGCUUGAUACAGCGGGGAUACAAAAGGAGUUGCAAGGAGGCUUUUAAUGUUCACCAACUGAAGUAAGUUCAAGAACACCCUUAUGACAACUUGAUGACUGUUUGCCGAUCUAUAGUUAUCUGGAAUGGAUUGUUACCAGUUUGGUUACGUUAAAUGCUUAUUUUUGUUGAUGCCUGCUGCACGAGGAUAGGACCACACAGAGUCUUUAUUGUGUGCACUGGGAGUAUAUUGAGUUUCAUGUGGAACUUUGCCACAACCCGUACUUUAACAGCGUGUGUCUGGAAGCAGACGGGUUUUCACAACAGCAAUGCCUGCUUCUAACAACUCUAGCCUCACAUCGCUAACUCCUCCAUCUGAGAUACCAGACGAAAAGAUCCUCGUUGUUUUCUCGGUGCUUCUAGCAUUUUUGUCACUAGUCAGCAUCAUCGUUAACUUUGUCUCAAUAGCGUUGUUCAUGAAAAACAAAGAAUUGCUUGCAAAUCCAGCCAACAAAUUAGUAUUUAAUUUUACAGUAUCGAGUUUUGCUGUGUCGAUUUUUACUAUGCCAACUUCAUUUAUCAGCUUCGCAUUGAAAGAAUGGCCUUUCAAGGAAUUCAUUUGCCAUGUAUCCGGAAUUCUGUCCAUCUGCCUUCCUAUCGUGGAAUUGCUAACACUUGGCGCCAUGGCCUAUGACCGACAUCAUUUCAUUGUCAACCCUUUAACAUAUCCGAUCAAUAUGACUUCGUUUAAGGUGAACGUUAUUAUAUUUUUUAUUUGGUUUGUCUCUAUCGUUGCUGGCCUAAUGCCUGUAUUUGGAUGGGGCUCGUAUGGGUAUAACAGAAGCGUAAUGACAUGCACCGUUUUAUGGCCUCAGUCCUCUAGUUUUGGGAUUUAUUUCUUUGUCGUUGGGUUCGUUAUGCCACUAGUAAUUCAAGUUUACUGCUAUGCUGGUAUCGCAAGAGCCGCCAAAAAGCAGGCUAAGUUUGGCAGGCGUAUGAGCAGGGUUGCUAUUGUCCCUUUGCAAGUUGCAAAAAUUAUCAGAGAAACUUCAGCAGCCAAAACCAUUAGAAAAAUAUGCAUUGUCAUGGGAAUAUUUUUCUUGACGUGGCUACCUUUUAUGGUUAUUAUUAUGGUUAGUGGUUUUAAAAAAGGAGAGCGCCUUGUUACACCAUUUUUUAUCGCGAACAACUUGGCCUACUGUUCAACUUUUGCCUAUCCGUUGCUGUUUGUUUUCCGUGCAAGAAAUUUAAAGAAAGAACUCAGAACAUUGCUAAGUAGUUCUCGAUUGUUUAAUUGCAUAAACUCGAUCACGCCUGAAGAUGACGUUGAAAGUUCAGAACGCAAAGAGCGAAGAAGAUCGUCGCUUUCCACAGACGGUUAUGACCUCGGCUCCAGGAGGAGGUCAAGCCGAAUAAGCCGGGUAUCAUGGGCGAUGCCUGUUGUCAUUGAGGACGGGGUUGAGCCAUCCAAAGAGCCAAGGCCAUCUGUCACAGCGUCUACCAUAACCACAGAUAUAAGCAGUAACCAUAUUGGAUGUUUGUUACCCGGUGAGAUGGACUACAGUGGCAAACAAACUGAAAUUUCCCUUAAGAAGACAAACAGAAUCGUGUAGUAGAUGUACUUUGUGUGAAAGAACGUAGAAAACAUUAUUGAAUUAGUAUUAGAAAUCGAAUUGCAAUAGUUGGUAGUUUUUGCUUACUGUAAAAUGUAGUAGUAUUUUAUUAUAUGUCAUGUUUGUAUGAUAUACAAUAUAUCAUAGUGA